Messenger RNA from Geodia barretti, 300 nucleotides. The record is from the annotation of a GenBank genome assembly. Lineage: Eukaryota; Metazoa; Porifera; Demospongiae; Tetractinellida; Geodiidae.
AUGGCCGCUCGCAUCGAAAUUCCUGGUGACGCCAUCGUCGAAUUCUGCCGCCGGAACCAUAUUAGAAGGCUGGCAUUGUUCGGCUCCGUCAUUCGCGACGAUUUCACUCCGCAGAGCGACAUUGAUGUGCUGGUGGAGUUUGAACCGGGUUGCACACCAGGAUUUGCAUUUUUCGAUAUGCGGCGCGAAUUGAUCGACAUGCUGGGGCGCGAAGUCGACCUGAAAACGGCGGCGGCGCUGAGUCCCUACUUCCGCCAGGAGGUGCUCGACGAAGCCGAGGAGAUCUAUGUCGCGUCGUGA